This is a messenger RNA of Symbiodinium pilosum, 1956 nucleotides long. The record is from the annotation of a GenBank genome assembly. NCBI's taxonomy places the organism in Eukaryota, Dinophyceae, Suessiales, Symbiodiniaceae.
AUGGAGCUCGGCUGGAAGAUCAGGGCAAGCCCGGCUGCAAACAAGAGCCUUGUUCCACUGCCGCGAGAUGAUGCAAGAUUAGACCCGUUGUUGGGGGCCACAAUUCGCAAGAUCUUCGGAUCGCAGUGGUACUACGGACAGGUCAUUGCUAUUGACACGGAUGUGACAUCGGGCGAGAGGGCGUACCACGUGGCCUACGAGGACGGAGACGAAGAGCACUUGAGCGCUCUGGAAGUCAAGCGCUUCUUAGCCGCUCCCACGCGCUCUGCACGGCCCUCAGAGGCUGGGCGCUCUGCUCGCCCCUCGACAGCAGGCCGGGAACCAGGCACACCGCGGCCAAGCCUCCCGCCUGCCUCCGCGCGACCCUCGCGAGGAGGUCAUGUACGAAUUGCACCGAAACCAACUUGGGCGAGGUCUUUGGGAGAGGUCAAAUUGGCCUCAUUGGGGACCAUACUGGGAACGAUGGGCAUCGGCAUAGCCAUUGUGAUCAGCGUGUCCACCUGCCUGUCCUGCCUGUCGAGCCUUCUGAGUUCUGGGGACACAGAAACCACCGUUUCUGACCUCAGGUCUGCUAGCUUUUCGACAGCUCUGCCACCGUGGGCUCAAGCUGCACCAGAUGAAGAGGUGCCCCUUGUGACUGGAUCCCGCUGGUCACCGCCUCCCAUGGAGGAGGUCGAACUGCCUUCGUCCAAAGAGCCGACUCCUCUCCACGUCGAACGUGAGCUUCCUGAGUCGAUCGUGACGGCUGAAAUUGAGGUUGCAGAAGUCCCCGAGGCAGAGGAUGUCUCGAGCACGUUCGAGACAAACCUGCCUCAUGAUUUCAGCAGCGUGGAGCACAUGGAGCCUGUAGCAGGAGGAGCUGCGGAGUCAGAGGCUGUGGCAGUGCAGACAGUCGCAGAUGAAGAGUUGGCUGCUGCUGCAGCAGCACUGGUUGAGGCUUCUGGUCUCGUUGUCAGAGUCGCCGGACGAGCAUUCGUCCGCACGCUCGAGGAGGCCUGGCACUAUCUCCUUGGUGGUAUGUCUGCAACGUUGUGUGGGGCUGCUGGGGGUUCAGGUCCUGAGCCCAGUAAACCGGAGCCGCAGCUGGAGGCAAACAGCGAUGAGGCUGUGAGUGGGCUUGAGUCGCUAAUGACCUCGGUCCUGGUGGCUUGCGCGGGAGUCAUCACCAUUCUCGUCAGCAUCCGUCCUGCAGAGGAUGUUCCAACAGCCCUGCCUCACUUCCCGCGCCCUGAGGCGCAGACAGGCUGGCCAGGUCAAGCGUCUCCCAUGAGGCCCUAUGUUGGUAAGCCCAGUCCAGCUCACUUCCCGUCGCCGAAUGCAGUGCCGGCGCCUGCUCUUUUUCGUCAGGCCACGCAACAGGAGCUUCAUGCAUGCAACACACCUGCUCGAGCCAAGACCACGCUGCAGCAGGUGAAGGUUGAGAUUCCAUCCACUCCACCGGCAGCUAGGCCAUCUUUGAUGUCCCGCCUGGGGAGAACCCCUGCAACUGUGACCGCCGCCGUUCCACCAGGUCCAGUUCACGUCGAGCGCCGUUCAGCACCACCUCCACCGGUGAGCCUGACGGCUACCUCAGCCGCCCCAGUUGAGCCUUCUCCAGCGCCACAGCAGGCGCCGCUGAGAGAGCACAUAAGAAGCGACCGCACGUCCCAGGCCAAGGAGGGAGCAUGUGCCAGAUGCGGGAAGCCGAUGUAUGCAGAUGCGAACUUCUGCAAGAAUUGCGGGCAGCAGAGGGGCAAGAAGCUUCCGCAGGUUCCACAUGGCCAAGCUUUUUCUGCCGGGCAAAGGGCAAAGUCCAAACAGGCUGACAAGCCGCGGGGCUUCCGCUACGCAAAGCAGCUGAGCAAGCUGAAGGAACUGGGCCAUUCGGAUUGUGAGGAGAUCCGAGAUAUCUUGACCAAGUGCAGCGGAGACUUGAAUGCUGCCCUGAGAGAGCUCAACCCUGGCAGCCGUGCCUAA